Messenger RNA from Coffea arabica (coffee), 1182 nucleotides. The record is from RefSeq and is a predicted model, not a curated record. Lineage: Eukaryota; Viridiplantae; Streptophyta; Magnoliopsida; Gentianales; Rubiaceae.
AUGGACUCGGUCAAUCUAAUUGAUGUUGCAGAGCCGUUCAACCAUGAAAUAUGGGAAAAUAGUGAAUUAGAGUUGGUAAAGAAUCUCUUUGGAUCUUCUUGUCUUGAUGAAGAAUUAGCAUGCUUAUCUAACUUUAGCGGCUACAGUACAAGCAAUCUGGGUAACCCUGUUGAUAAGAUUAUGCAAUCUUACUCAAAUAAUGGUAUAGUGGAAUCUUCAUUCGGGGUGAAUGAUUGUCAGAAUGAAAGCUAUGGAAGUGGAAGCCAAAAUUUGAAAUUUCCCUCCGACUGUGAACUGCACAAAGCACUUGGUCAAAUCCUACUGAACCAUAGGGAUCUGAAUUUGUCAGAUGAUAGUGCAGCUGCAAGCUCUAUUUUCAAAGAAGAUAUUAUCAACAUCGAUGCCCCUUCAGCUUGCAAAUAUGGCACAAGCUAUCUAAACAAGACAAGAGCAUCUCAUGCAUGCCGUUCUAGACAGUGGAACAAAGGUGCCUUGACAGAAGACAAUCAGGUUAAAUUGAGUUGUGUGACCUCAGCAUUCAGUAGGGACAAGAAUUCUGCACUGAAAGUAAGACCUAAGAAAAAUGGGAAUGUUCCCAUCCGCUCCACAAAAGGCUCAAAGUUUACUGAUGCAAACAAACAGAGAGCACGAUCUGGUGAGAAUCAGAAACCUAGACCAAGAGAUAGGCAGCUGAUUCAAGAUCGGAUCAAAGAGUUGCGUGAACUUGUCCCAAAUGGAACAAAAGUGAGUGAGAAGCUUUGUGUAAUGACCAUUAAGCACAUGCAAUUCUUGGCUCGCGUAACUGAUCAGGCAGAUAAAAUAGGGAAGCACGUUGUGAAGAAGGCAUGGAAUCAGAAGGAUAUAAAAUUACCCAAAGUUGAGAGCAACACACAAGAUGGGGCAAGUUGGGCUCUGGAAUUUGAAAAUGAGCAACAAACUUGCCCUAUAAUUGUGAAAGAUCUCGAAUGCCCAGGGCACAUGCUUAUAGAGAUGCUCUGCAAUGACCACGGCCGCUUUCUAGAAAUUGCUGAUGUUAUUCAUCGUUUGGAAUUGACUAUCUUGAAGGGUGCCAUGGAAAAGCGGCCCGAUGAAAGUGCCUGGGCUCACUUCAUUGUCGAGGUACAGAUUACCCACCUUACAAGCAUAUCCCUCUGUUUUUCUCCUAGAGCCAUGACGGAGUGA